Molecule: messenger RNA, 381 nt
Organism: Babesia sp. Xinjiang
Lineage: Eukaryota; Apicomplexa; Aconoidasida; Piroplasmida; Babesiidae
Gene: rpsQ
Product: 30S ribosomal protein S17
Exons: 3
Coding region: 1-381 (126 amino acids)
Biological process (GO): translation
Cellular component (GO): mitochondrion; ribosome
Molecular function (GO): structural constituent of ribosome
Source: RefSeq, a predicted model, not a curated record
AUGGUAUUCGUUUCGCUACCGAGAUACCACUGGCAUUAUAAAGCGUGGCAAAGACUCACAGCAGGAUACCUUAGAACAUUUGUCAAAAAUAGACUGCCAAACAACGAACUCAUAGGAUAUGUUAUCAACGAUAAACACCCUAAAAGCAUAAGGGUAGCAUGUGAUAGAUAUAUGUAUGUAGUCAGAUACAAAAAAACAUUCCGGAUGACAAAAAAAGUAUGGGCACACGACGAACAUAAGGAGGCAAAACUAGGUGACAUCGUAAGAGUUCAACCCUUGGGAUAUCGCAUAGGACCCUGGAAGACAUAUGUGCUCUCCAGAGUACUACAUACACAGGAUCCACACCUCAAAAACGAUCAAAAUGAACAUAACUUUGAUUAA